Messenger RNA from Chelonia mydas (Green sea turtle), 3099 nucleotides. It is a transcript of the gene KCTD4, whose product is annotated as potassium channel tetramerization domain containing 4. The record is from RefSeq and is a predicted model, not a curated record. Bases 188 to 961 code for a protein of 257 amino acids. Gene Ontology annotation, biological process: protein homooligomerization. Lineage: Eukaryota; Metazoa; Chordata; Testudines; Cheloniidae. Gene Ontology annotation, molecular function: protein binding. The transcript has a single exon.
CUGAUAUCUCACUGCAUACAUAGCUGAUACGCCACCUACUGCAAAACUGAGCUGACAAUCCAUGCAAUGCUAGCAGCACUUCCAUUCCAUCACCGUGCUGGAGCUGAAUAAAGGUGCUUUUAAAACAUCUCUUUUCAAGCACACAAGAACAAGGCAAGAUAGCUGUCUUUUUAACUUGGCUUUAAGAAUGGAGCGAAAAAUAAACAGAAGAGAAAAGGAACAUGAAGAAAAGCACAUCAACUCUGAGGGUACUGAAGAAAGCAAGAACUGUAAAAUGCCUCUGAUUACUCUCAAUGUUGGUGGAUACCUGUACAUUACACAAAAACAAACACUAACCAAGUACCCAGACUCUUUUCUUGAAGGUGUGGUAAAUGGAAAAAUCGUCUGUCCAUUUGAUGCAGAUGGCCAUUAUUUCAUAGACAGGGAUGGACUCCUUUUCAGGCACAUUCUGAACUUCCUACGAAAUGGAGAACUUCUUCUACCAGAGGGGUUUCGAGAAAAUCAACUUUUGGCACAAGAAGCAGAUUUUUUUCAGCUUAAGAUGUUAGCUGAUGCAGUGAAAUCAAGGUGGGAGAAAGAACAGACAGCAUCCAGAGAGACUACUUUCCUGGAAAUAACUGAUAGCCAUGACCGUUCACAAGGUCUUAGAAUCUUUUGUAAUGCUCCUGAUUUCAUAGCAAAAAUCAAAUCUCGCAUUGUUCUGGUGUCAAAAAGCAGGCUGGAUGGAUUUCCAGAGGAGUUUUCAAUAUCUUCAAAUAUUAUUCAAUUCAAAUACUUCAUAAAGUCAGAAAAUGGUACACGACUUGUACUGAAGGAAGACAACACCUUUGUCUGCACCCUGGAAACUCUUAAGUUUGAGGCUAUAAUGAUGGCUUUAAAAUGUGGAUUUAGACUGCUGACCAGUCUGGAUUGUUCCAAAGGGUCAAUUGUUCACAGCGAUGCACUUCAUUUUAUCAAGUAAUUACUUCUAUCACCAGACAAAGGCAACAAGCACGCAGCCAGUAAACCUCAUUAAACUACAGCAUCCAGACAUCACAAAUAAUGUAUCUAACUAGCCCUGUACACAGAGCUCUGCUGCUAAUGAAUUAAUGUGAGCUAAUGGUAUGUAAAUUCCAUAAUGACAUUCAUCUCUGGGUUAUUUAGGCUGAACAAGUAUCUUAUGUUUAAAUUUAAUAAAAAUGUCUGCUAAACAUUGUAAAUACAGAUUGAAUGCUGCUACUAUUUGCAUAUAUUUUUCCUUCACGUUGUCUUUCACCCAGAGAAUCUAGCUGAAAUGGUUUGUGUACUUGUGUGAUUAACAUGCAUACACCUUAUUGUUCAGUUGAACAGUGGUGAAAGUAUUUUCAUAUAAUAUGCAAGCUUGAAACAUGUUUUGCUUAUGACAAAAUUCACACUGGAUUUUAACUGGAAUAAAACAUUUUGAGUGUUCAUUACAGUUUCUGCAAAUCUAUUCAAAGCUGAAUUAUACUGAAAUUACAACAAUAGAAGACUCCAAAAGGCUGUAAACGCCAACAAUUUGAUUUUAAAAUUAAACAGAUUAUUUCAGAGCUCGUGUAUUGGAAUCAUCAAAUUUACAGGUACAUCAUUCAUUUGCUGAGAAUCCCUGAAAAAAUGCCUCCAAUAACAAAAGCCAAAUAAUGCUAGUUUAAUUUACUUUACUUUUUAUUACAGGAAAUAUGUGAAUGCAUAAAGGUAGGUAGAGAACUAGAUAUAUUUCAAAAGUAUAUAUUUUGAAUGGUUUAUUCAAAGGUUUUGCAUAAAAUUUAAUGUAUCAGGUUUUCAAUUACAUAUUACAUUCAAAUUUUGAAGUUGACAUUUUCCACUUGUUGUUGCUGUUCAUAAAGAGUGGCAAAUGAACAGAUCUAUUGCUCUGUAUAAUGUAUUACUAACAGUAAGUGGAACUUUGAAUUCUGAAUAGAUCACCUGCUGAUAUUUAAAAUGCAUUAAUGUAAGGGGCAGAUAAAGCAUUUCUCUCCCUUCUCACUUCCUUAAUAUUUAUCCAGUUCUUUCUUUCAUAUACAAUUUUUAGUAAGGGAACAAGUUACAUCAUCCACAGUGCAACUAGAAUUAAUAAAUCCAGAAGUAAACAUUAGUUAAAUAUCUGUCAAUAAGAAAACUUGGACCAAACACAACCUUCAUGUAAGCAGGUGCAAUUCCUAUUCACCUCACCUUUGGGUCAGUUGGAGUUGCACCAGCUUAUGCAAGGUCUGAAUUUGGCCCUUUGACUCUAUCAAUCAUGCACCGUUCAACUGAAAUCAACUGUGAAGAAAUUGAUGCUCAUUAAAUUUUUAAAAACAGUAGUUUUUUACUAAAUAAGACUGGAGUUCUUCGCUUUAUUAGUAUAAAAAAUGAAUUCUACAUAGGAAAAAAUAAAAAAAGUUUUCAUUCAAAAUAGGAUUCUCACUACACUAAAAUUUCAGUCAUGUUGAACAACACGACUGUCACCAGACAAGCUUAAAGCACCAUUCUGUCUUGGAUUUUAGACAGGACCAAUCCAAUUUUUAACAAGAAAUGGGAAUACACUGUGUGUCUAUCCUGCAACUUGGAACUGUACUUCAACAAUAACUGGGAAUAACUGUGUGUCUCACUAGACAUAAUUUGCAAUAUAGAGAGGACUGAAAUUUCCAGACAAGAAAACAGACACACUUAAUGACUCAAAAUGGUAUUUCCAUGUGGGAAAAAACAAUUUUUUAAUUGAAAUCUCUCUGGAAUUCCUCCCCAAAAUGCAUAAGAUCACCACUCCAAACCAUUCAUUUUUCUAUUUAGCUUCUAGGUACAACACUCAGGAAUAAUUAUAGCAAAGUGGUAUGUGGGAAAGUUACCAUUUUAAACUGAAGUAGUUUCUAAUCUAUCACUACACUGUCAUUUUCACAAAAUGUUUUCAAAUCAGUAUACUUUUCAAGAAACCUCAUUAGCCAUUAAAUUAGUAAACAUAGCGCUGUCAAUGACUCCUGUUUGAAGUGAAUGUGAAAACUUACAUGCACCAAGUUUGAUACAGUACAACCUCAGAGUUACAAACUGACCGGUCAACCAUACACCGCAUUUGGAACUGAAAGUACACCGUCUGGUAGCAGUGGAGACCAAAAAAAAAAAUUUUUU